Messenger RNA from Octopus sinensis (East Asian common octopus), 737 nucleotides. RefSeq names its product D-aminoacyl-tRNA deacylase 2. Gene Ontology annotation, cellular component: cytoplasm. The transcript is spliced from 2 exons. Lineage: Eukaryota; Metazoa; Mollusca; Cephalopoda; Octopoda; Octopodidae. The coding region runs from base 187 to 708 and encodes 173 amino acids. Gene Ontology annotation, biological process: tRNA metabolic process. Gene Ontology annotation, molecular function: D-tyrosyl-tRNA(Tyr) deacylase activity. The record is from RefSeq and is a predicted model, not a curated record.
GAACUACUCUCGAUUCGCCGACCGAGUGUUUCGUUGAGGCAAACAUCAACCUCUGAUAAACAUUAGAUAAGAUUCCUUUAUCAGCCACACCACCACCACCAUCAUCAUCGUCUACUUAUAUAUAUAUAUAGUUUUAUUUAAACUGUGACAGAUAUUUAGUUAUAUUUGUUUACACGAUCGAACAAAAUGUCUUCUGAGACGAAAUCCAAGUCAGAAUCGGCGGCGAACUGUGUGAAGGCUCGGGCUCUGCUACAACAGUGUUUGUCUGCGAGGUUGCUGGUCCAACCGAAAACCGAUGACAAAGAUGCAGAAUUUGUUGAAAUAGGUCGUGGUCUUAUAGCCUAUGUGUGCUUCAUGAAAGGAUCCAAUGAAGAAUUGGUUGACCGCAUGGUGAAAUCAAUUCUAAAUGUGAGACUGAGUGAAAAUGAGGCUGGGAAGCUUGUGUCAAUUAUGGACCUUCCAGGAGAUGUGUUGAUCAUUCCACAAGCAACUCUGGGAGGAAGCAUGAAAGGCAAAUGUAUGCAAUACCACAAGAAUAUUGCCAAAGAUGAAGGACAGUUGCUUUACACUCGUUUUGUCAAUAUAUGCCGGAACACAGUACAGAAGCAGAACCAAGAAUGCACAGUUCAGAAUGGUACUUAUGGUAAUCGGCAAGUUUUAAGCACUGUAACAAAUGGACCAUUCUCUCAUUUUCUUGAAUUUUCUUGAUUAAAAUUAAUAUUAUUUAAAACGUGUAA